CCCUAACUGGGACUUUCGGCUUUUGAAUCAGAAAAUAAGAAAACAGAUGAACAGAAACGACGAAACUAAGACCUCCUCUCCCGUGUAAUGGUUUAAAGAAAAAUUAAGAUUUAGCAAGUUGUGUACUAAGUAAAAUAAGAAAAGCAAAUAUUUUACAAGUGGAAAAAGAAAAUUAUUUGCAACAAAAUAGAAAAUGUGAUGUCAAAUAUUAAGCAGAAAAAUUGUCGCCAGACAAUUGGAAAGAAAAUUGUAGAAUACAAAAAAUAGAAAAAAAGGAAGUGGCAAAACGACAAAUUUAUUAGAAAGCAGUGUAAUAUCCGUUUAAAAUGUUUCUGUGUAAAAAGUGAAGUUUAAUACUGAAAAACAAAUGAUAAAUUAAUGAAAAAUUCUGGUCUGGAGUUGAUGAAUACAUUUGCAAGUGUGAAAGACAAAAGACGACUCGCUCCAGCGCGAUGUCGCUGCAGUCUUUUGGGCGUGUAUUAAUCUUGUAAAAGCAAAAUGAAAAACACCAUGCAUUUAAGAAAAAAUUCAUAACAAAUAUGAUUGGUGAUUUUUUUUUGUAAUUUGUCGUCCAACAAGAAUUGAAAAAGCGUUCUUGUGCCUAUUAAAAUGAUUGCAACUUCCUUUUUGUGGUCAAAUUCUUGAUUUGGUGUCUACUACACAAGAAGAAAGAAGUGCUGCGUACGACAUAAACGAAAACCAAGAAAAAGUAAAUAAUCAACGACAACAGCAGUGCACAGCGGCGCGGCAAUGACAGCAGCGACUCCAAAUUCCAAUCAGUGUAAAUUAAUACAAAAACAAAAAUGAUUUUAUCGACAGCGGUCGGGUAGUGUUAUUUUUCUUCAAGGCAAAAAUAGAAAACAUAUUUAACAAAGUCUUGGAAAAACUAUCGGAAGAAAAUUUAUCACAGCAUACACUCCAUUAAUUCUGCCUACCUACAACAAACAGCUAACCACCCACCCACCACUAUCAGGCAGUACGUUGUUCGUUCUCUCGCUCUCUGUCUGUGAAUUACUCUCUCCGCGCGUAAAACGUACUGAGCAAUUACUAUACUACACACAUUUACAAGUGAAGUGACAAAGCGCAGCGCCUUUUUGUGUACUCAAUCAUCCUUCGUGUAAUCCUCUCCGUGUUUCGCCGUCGUCGCCGCGUGUGUCUAUUGUUCUUGUUGCUGUUGUAUAUUGCGGAGUUGAAACGACGAGGAAACAGCAGAUAGAAGAAUUAUACAGAAUUUAUUUCAACAUCUCUUUUUCGUAUCUUUGCUUUGGAACGUACCCCUGAUCUGUAGUGCGGACGACGACAACGACAAUGGGUGCUCAACAAGGCAAAGAACGUGGCUCACAUUCUAGUGGCGGCCAUGGCGGUACCGCCAGCUGUAUUGGUGUAUCUUCCAGUAGUAGUCCGGUUGGUUCUCAUGGCCUGCCGGUGAACGCGUUAGGUGCUGGUUCCACAUUGCGGGGCUCACGCAUCAAAUCGUCUGUACCACCAGCAGCUGUUGCUGGUGGUUUGCAUCGUUCAGUGGGUGGCGGCGGUGGUGGUGUUUCAGCAUCAUCAUCGUGUCAUAAUCCGAAGGAUAAUCGUUGUGCUCCAAUCGGAAUGAACAUAUUCACGGAACAUAAUGGUACACUACACAGACUACCACACCGUGAUACAGGAAAAUAUCAAAUGAAUUUAGAAGCUUUGCUACAAUCACGUCCUCUGCCUCACAUACCACCAGGCUCUACAAUUUUGGGCGGUGUCAGCGAUUCUUCCGAUCAUUUGGUUCAAGAUGGCAUUUCCCUGCAUACCACACAAUCACAUAGUCAAGGACAUAGUUCUACAACUUCAGGUUUUGAAUCGGCCCACAGAUGGACUUCCAAAGAGAAUCUGCUAGCGCCUGGACCCGAAGAAGAUGAUCCACAGCUUUUUGUGGCCUUAUACGAUUUCCAAGCGGGUGGUGAAAAUCAGUUAAGCCUCAAGAAAGGCGAACAGGUUCGCAUAUUGUCAUACAAUAAGUCCGGCGAAUGGUGUGAAGCACAUUCCGAUUCGGGUAAUGUCGGUUGGGUCCCCUCAAACUAUGUCACACCACUGAAUUCGCUGGAAAAGCAUUCUUGGUAUCAUGGUCCUAUAUCACGUAAUGCUGCCGAAUAUUUGCUCAGUUCCGGAAUAAAUGGUAGUUUUCUGGUCAGAGAAAGUGAAAGUUCACCCGGACAAAGAAGUAUUAGCUUAAGAUAUGAAGGGAGAGUUUAUCAUUAUCGCAUUUCCGAAGAUCCGGAUGGUAAGGUGUUCGUUACUGCUGAAGCCAAAUUUAAUACUCUAGCCGAAUUGGUACACCAUCAUAGUGUACCACAUGAGGGUCAUGGACUGAUUACACCCCUCCUGUAUCCUGCACCAAAGCAAAAUAAGCCAACAGUGUUUCCCCUUAGCCCCGAGCCGGAUGAAUGGGAAAUUUGCCGUACUGAUAUUGUUAUGAAACACAAAUUGGGCGGCGGACAAUACGGCGAAGUAUACGAAGCCAUAUGGAAGCGCUAUGGCAACACAGUGGCUGUUAAAACCCUCAAAGAAGACACGAUGGCACUUAAGGAUUUCCUUGAAGAGGCAGCCAUUAUGAAAGAAAUGAAACACCCAAAUUUAGUGCAACUAAUUGGUGUUUGCACACGAGAACCUCCUUUUUAUAUUAUCACCGAAUUUAUGUCUCACGGCAAUCUUUUGGACUUCUUACGUUCUGCCGGCCGAGAAACAUUAGAUGCUGUGGCCUUACUCUACAUGGCCACACAAAUAGCUUCGGGUAUGAGCUACUUGGAAUCUCGUAAUUAUAUACACCGCGACUUGGCCGCCCGUAAUUGUUUGGUAGGCGACAACAAACUGGUAAAAGUUGCCGAUUUCGGUUUGGCUCGUCUGAUGCGUGAUGACACCUAUACGGCACAUGCGGGCGCCAAGUUCCCAAUCAAAUGGACCGCCCCCGAGGGAUUGGCCUACAAUAAGUUCAGUACGAAAUCUGACGUUUGGGCAUUUGGUGUUCUACUGUGGGAAAUAGCGACGUAUGGUAUGUCACCAUAUCCGGGAAUUGAUCUUACCGAUGUCUUUCACAAGCUGGAGAAAGGCUAUCGCAUGGAAAGACCACCGGGAUGUCCACCAGAAGUAUAUGAUCUAAUGCGUCAGUGUUGGCAAUGGAAUGCGGCGGAUAGACCGACAUUUAAGAGCAUACAUCAUGCUCUGGAACAUAUGUUUCAGGAAUCAUCUAUAACUGAAGCGGUCGAAAAACAAUUGAACGCCACGACGACGUCAGCGUCAACGACAAAUAUCGGUCAAAGCUUAACGCCACAAAUGACGAAAAAGGGUAUACAGGGUGGUGGCGGCGGAAGUGGUAGCGGUAAUAGUGGCGGAGGUGGUCUAACACCAGGUGGUCAUCACGAUCAGCAAGCCAGUACACCAAUGUCAGAAACUGGUUCAACAUCAACCAAAUUGUCGACAUUUUCCAGUCAAGGCAAAGGCAAUGUACAAAUGCGCAGAACCACCAACAAACAAGGCAAGCAGGCUCCAGCUCCACCCAAGAGAACAAGUCUUCUGUCAUCGAGUCGUGAUAGCACUUACCGCGAUGAAGAUCCAACGGGUGCAUCUACUCGACAACUGAUCGAUGAAAUGCAUACAAAUGGUAAAACUGUUUACAGAUCGUUUACCUUAAGUAGAACUUGUAAACCCUCACAUUCGACCUUUUACUCUGCUUUCAACAACAACUACAACAACAAUAUCAGCAAAAAUCAUAACAACAGCAACAGAUCCUUUGUUGUUAAUAAUCCCUCUUCUUGUACACAAAAAUUACAGAAGAACGAAAUUCAAAAUUCUGUCCCCCACAAUCCUACAACGGGGUUUGCUAUUAAAAAAUCCUCCUCAUGCAGUAGUUUUCUAGUUGAUAUAUUAUUUCGAGGUAUUUGUCCGAAGCGCAGUAAGACGAAAUGUUUGACACGUGAUAUUAAUAAUCUUAAUCAACGUUAUGACUCGGAAAACGACAAUACUGGUGGCGGAGAUCCCGACACUGAUCACACUGGCGAUAGUCUUGAACAAAAUUUACCAACUCAACACCAGCAGCAGAAAAUGCAACACUCUAUGCACGUGGCGGCUGGUAACAACAUCGCUGCACGAGGAGCUCAAACACAUUCCUCGUUCAAAAGACCAACUCCCGUAAUGGGCAAUAGAGGUUUGGAAACACGACAAAGUAAGAGAUCUCAACAUUCUAGACCGGAUGCUACAAACCAAAAUACAGUUGGCACGGCUCAACCAAUACAAGUGGGAGCUUUGGAAGUUAUGAACGUCAAACGUGUCGUCAAUCGCUAUGGUACUUUGCCCAAGGUACAGAGAAUCGGUCAGUUUUUGGAUAGCUUAGAAGAUUCGAACGAAAGCACACCUGGCAUUCUUCCACAGCCUCCUCAGGCAAGUACUAACUGUGUUACAAAUGGGCUCAGUGGACGUGUUUUGAAUUCAACGCCAAAAACGCCCGUUGCUGCAUCACCAUUGCCACAACAAAUGAUAAGAAGCAAUUCAUCGGGUGGUGUUACCAUGCAGAACAAUGCUUCGGCCAGUCUAAAUAAACUCCAAAGACAUCGUACAACUGCUGAUGGCAGCAGCAUGAUGACUUUUUCCUCCUUCCGGGGCAAUAGUUCAAGUAAUUCGCCAAAGCGAAAUCAACAGCCCGCAUUGGCAAAUUUAGAGUUUCCACCACCACCAUUGGAUUUGCCACCACCUCCAGAGGAAUUUGAAACUAUGCCUCCUCCACCACCACCACAGCCAGAUUGUGAUAUUGUUCCUCCAUUCCCCAUGCAAACGCAGCACCACCAACAACAACCGCCACAGUAUUCGGUGGGUAAUAUAUCGGCUAAAACUAGUUGUAAUGAUGUGUCAAAUACAGCACCUAGUGUGGAGGAAGCCAGCUCAAGAUUCGGUGUAUCAUUAAGAAAACGGGAGCCAUCCACAGACUCGUGCAGUUCGUUGGGAACUCCAGCAGCCCCAGACAAUAAUAACGGCAGUCAGAAUCAAGACAUGAAGGAAAAGCUAAUGGCUGAAAUCAAAGACAGACAAGUGAAAGAGAAUAAUUUAGCAUCGGCUAGUCUGCAAAAUGGUAACGGCGGAGGAGUUGAUCCAGUUUCCUUGCUAGUCAACGAAUUGGCCGAAAGCAUGAACUUACCUAAGCAAGCCAAAGUGGCUACAAACAAUACAUCACCGAAAUCUCCCUCUACAACGUCGGAGCAAAAUGCCAGUAACUCGAACACAUUUAAAGCUCAACUUAAGAAAGUCGAACCGAAAAAGGUGCCCACACCUACCCAGAAGCCCGAUGCACCAUCAAACAUAAUUGAUUUUAAGGCACACUUACGCAAAGUCGAAACAAAGGCUAAUGAUAUUAGAGACAACAACCAGAAGGAACCUAAAAAAGACAAUGAGAAAGAAGCAACAAAGACACCCACAACGACAAAUAAUUCCAAACCAAUCAUAAGUUCUGGUUCAUCGACCCUAGGCCAUAAUAAAGAUGAGACCAAAUUCAGUAUUGCUUCCAAUGCAAGCUCAACUGCGUGCAGUGGUGGCGGCGGAGGAAAUCAAACCCAAAAGACUGAAAUCAAAAUAGAUUUACAAGGCCAACAUGUCCAACAACAACAGCAAUCUCAAAAUGCCAACAUUUCAAAUGCCAAUGUGAGCACUGAAAACACAGCUGAAACGCCCCAGCAGGACAAUACAGUAGAGGGUGGUAAGAGACGUAGUACAGGUAGUAUCAAUAGUUUGAAAAAGUUAUGGGAGCAACCAGGACAAAAUCAACCAGACUAUGCAUCUACACAAAAUAUGCAAGGAAACUCCGCCAGCACGAAUAGUUCCAAUCAAUUGUCUCCAAAAUUUGCAUUUAAGCCCUCUUCAACAGGUGUAGGUGGCGUUCUGACCACGCCCACCAACGCUACCAGCGCCACAAAUUCGAUAUCCAACAACACCAAUACCAGCACCAAUACCACUAUCAUGCAUCAACGCACUCAAAUUUCACCAAGAUCUAGCAAUAACAAACCUCCACCACCCAUGCAACCCCCACCUCCACCUCCUCCCCAACAACAUAUACAACACCCCAAUACCAUUACCAACAAUUCCACCGUCUCCAAUGUUACCACCUCAACAACAACAUCUACACAUUUAACCAAUUCCAUUUCGACACAAUUUACAGAGCUCACCAGCAGUAGCAAUAACGGCCUCACCGGCGGCGAACACCAAGAGAAUACAGUCAGCCAAGCCAAUAAUGAUCUCAUGACGCAAUCAAUGUUCGUAGAGAACACCAAUUCCUGCUCAUCCACAACGGGAAACAACAAGCUCUCCUCCUCGACCAUCAAUAAACCGGCCGUUCCACUCAAACCCACCAAACUAACCAUUUAUGCCACACCAAUGGCUCAAAAAAUUGCAUCAGCUGGCGGGAAUACUGACAUUCCCACAAAUGCAGCCACACCCAAUUCCACUCAAAUCUCGCGGGAGAGUAUCUUGGAAUUGGUUAGUCUAUUGGAGAGUUCCCUGAAGCAUCCCGUCAACACAAUAUCCGCCUCCCAAUGGCUGCAACUGAGUGAUAAGUUAAAUAUUUUACAAAAUUCAUGUGUCGUUUUCGCUGACAACGAAUGCAUGCCGCCACACUCCAAAUUCCACUUCCGUGAAUUGGUAACACGGGUCGAAACACAGUCGCAAAGCUUACGCGUGGCCGGCACUAAGAAUGUCCAGGAUAACGAACGUUUGGUGGGUGAAGUUGGCCAAUCAUUAAAACAGAUAACGAAUGCAUUGCAUAGGUAAAUAUUAAGAAAUGGGGCGGGCGGGGAAUUGUGGUUAGAUGCAGAAGGGAAUUUCAUAAAGAGGCAAAAAUAGAAGCGGAACGCCACUGGAAUGAGUAUAUACUAGGGAAUGUAAUGUAAUUAUGGGGGUAGAUUUGGUUUAAGAAAUUCCCUUCUAUGUCUUUGGGGAAAGCAAUGGAAAAAAUUGUUUAAGAUGUUUCGAAAUGUUAAGCGCUUGUCUAAAAGACAGAAAGAUUAAAAAAUAUGGAAGUAUAUUGAAUUGAAAUUAUAUUACUUUCAUGUGAUUUCAUGGAUAAUGUUUUAUUGAUAUCUAAGUAUGCGAAUUAGGUCUUGUUUUCAAAUCAAUUGGAUUGCAAAUGGAAUGCGUCAACCUAUACAAUCGAUUAUGGUUAUAUAUGACUCGAAGACAGCAAUGUGACAACCUUCCUUCGUAUUCCAAAAGUCUGGUGUGAAAUAAACACAUACACUUACAUUCAAAGCAUCUUUAACAAUUAUAAAAACAAUUGUGUUAGUUUUGUUUUUGUUGGAAAAUUUUAAAGUCUCGAAAACCACAAUUCAAAAUUUUUAUUUUAAUUUCUAAGCAAAGGUAUAUUAUUUGUAAGCUUUAGAUCUUCUUUUUAUAACAAAAUAUAUUCAUAAAAAAUAUGGUCAUACAUAUACAUAUAUUUUUCUCGAUAAUCUAUGAAAAAAAUACAGCAACAAAAAUGAUAUAUUUAUAAAAUCUAGUCAUAUAACAAACAAACAAACAAAAAAGAGGAAUAAAAUAAUUAGAAUGUAUAACGCAAGAAGAGUAAAACAAAAAUAGAAAUUACAAAAAAAGUAUAAAAAACGUAAAAAUUAUACCACAAAAACAUAUUCUAAAACUAAAACAAAAAAAGAAACAUCUAAAACGAAAAAUGAAGAAAAAACUCCAUUUAUAUCGUAGAAUGUAGAAUUUCAUAAUUACAUACGGAACAGUAUAAAAUAAAACACUCAUAUAUACAAUUAUCAUACAUAUGCAUACAUUUAUAAAACAUACAAACAUUUACGACAUAUUUUAAUAAUUUAUAUAUUCCAAAAAAAUAAACACCCUAUCAUCGAUUCAGUUCAUUUUCAUGCUAUAUCUUAAGAAGUCAUUCACCUAAUUUCUCUGACAAUUCUCUUCUCACAAUUUUUGUUCAAAUAAAUCUUUAACUUUAAUUUGCAAUUAUUAUAUUUGAUGUAUUUAUUUGAAGUGUUUAUUAUUAUUAGUCUUAGAAUAUUAUUAUAUUUUUAUAGAUUGUUUAUUUUUUCCUAUCAAGCCAAAUUAUUUUUUAAUAAAUAAAAAUUAUGUUUUUAUUAAAUUAAAUAACAAAAUAAUGAUUAUUUUAUAAGACUUCAAUAAAAAAUUAAGUCAUUAUCUUCCAAAUAAUACACAACAUAUUAUGUUUUAUUUUCAAAUGCCAUUUAAUUUUUAUUGUAAUUGGUAAGGUGCAGAUUACUUGGUGACAAAACAAUGUAUGGAAAUUGGUUAAAUUUGCGACUGCCAAAUGUAUUGUUACAUUUUACGGCAAUGUUAUUACACUAACUUUCGUUACCAUUGUUUUUCUUGAAAUUCGUUGUAGAAUCUACGCGUAAAUCUAGAGGUUGACAAACUCCACUUACAAUAUGUUUCUAUUGAAGCUAUUUUUUUAACAGCAUACAGUAGAGCAUUCUUCCAAAUAUGUUGACUUUUGAAGGGAUGGAUAGAUGUUACGUUCUUUUUUACCGCAUAUAAUAUGAGUUAUAACAUAUUUUUAGAAACAUAUAUCCGAAUUGUAGCAUCGAUCCGGGCGACAUACGUGAAUACUACAUAUGCAAAAACAAAAUAUUUGCAGGUCUACGCCAAAUCUUGCAUAGGACCCACCUCCAUUUCAUUCGAUUUCCAGGUUUUCGAAGCUUAUAAAUUAGAAUAACGAAUGCUUCUUGUCGUGAUAAUCCCUACAGAAGAGAUUCUUAAUUGAAUUCUUGAAUACAUCAGCCAAAAAAUAUUUGGUAUACACAAUUUUAAAACUAAUCUUUACCUAAUCUAUUAAUGCUUCUUACUAUAAGCGAUUUUAUUCAAGCAACGAAUAGAAGGUAUCAUAUGCUUAAUAUGAAUUGUUUUUUAACUGUAUUAGGUCUCCAAAAGAACAUGUUGAAAUCUCAGAAUACUUAUCAUCCACAUUAUAAUUAUCAUAGUACAUUCGUCCUACAUAAACUUGUUUUAAUGACUCAAACCUACAGCAUGAAACAAGUAAAAAUAAUGAAAAAGAUUAUUGGUCAUGAUCUCGGUUUAUGGAGCAAACAUAAAGUUAUUUGUCAAUAACGUGGAGCUUUUUUAAAAUUCUCAAUGUAUUUCUCUCAAAAAUGUUAUUAUUAUUUUUUAUUUCUGAAAUUUCUUCUUUUUGAGUCAACAUGAAAAUGAUACCACCAAACCAUUACUGGAACACUCAAAUAUUCUAGUUACAUUUUUCUUUUACAAGUUAUAUGCUUUGUUUUCGCAGAUUAAAUUAAACAGAUAGAACAUAUAAAAAUCACGAAUAUUAAUCUUAGCAUGUAGUUGUACUUGAAAAUAUUAUACGUUUAUGUAGAUUUGAUAUUCAAAUUUUGAUGUCCAUUUUGCCGCAAUUUUUCGGAGAAAACUAAAUAUUUUUAUAGAAGAAAACCAAAAGGAGAAAGUAUAAAAAUAUAAAUACAUAAAAUAUGCUUUUCAGUUCUUUUAUUUUUGGUCUAUAUCAAAAUCAUAAUGAAACUCAGAACAACGCAUCUUUCUUAAAACAAAAAAAGAAUAUACAUAAAUAUAAAAAAUAGAAGAGGGAAUUAAUAAUUUCGUAACCCUUUUAAAAUUAUAAUAUAUGUAUGUGUCGGUGUGAAUUACUAUUAUCAUUAUUAUCAACCUAUACAUAUAUGGAUUACGGAUAUGGAUAUGGA
This is a messenger RNA of Musca domestica (house fly), 9692 nucleotides long. It is a transcript of the gene Abl, whose product is annotated as tyrosine-protein kinase Abl. The record is from RefSeq and is a predicted model, not a curated record. Bases 1309 to 6783 code for a protein of 1824 amino acids. Gene Ontology annotation, biological process: protein phosphorylation. NCBI's taxonomy places the organism in Eukaryota, Metazoa, Arthropoda, Insecta, Diptera, Muscidae. Gene Ontology annotation, molecular function: ATP binding; non-membrane spanning protein tyrosine kinase activity; protein binding. The transcript has 9 exons.